AUGGAAGAGGACCAGUCACAGUCACAGCCACAGCCAUCCAAGAGCGGUGGCCAAGCGGCUUCGGGGUUGGAAGAUUAUCAGUUUACCUUCAAUUGUUCUGCACCUAGCUCAACCAACGGCAGCUUCCUUGAGCCCGAUCCACAGGCCGUGUCCAUGACCGACGAUUCCAUGUCACUGACGGAGAGCAUCUUUGACUUUCCGAAGCGAUUUGGCCGAACCUAUCAUGCGUAUAAAGAAGGAUCAUACAUGUUCCCCAAUGACAAGUUGGAACAAGAUCGCCUGGCCAUACAAGAUUAUGCAUUCACGAAAGCAAUGGGAGACAAGCUCUACUUUGCCCCGCUGGAUGCACGACCCCCAAGGAGAAUCCUGGACAUUGCCACCGGCACAGGAGAUUGGGCGAUAGCAAUGGGCGAUCGCUUCCCGGAGGCCAGAGUUACGGCUACGGAUCUGUCGCCAAUCCAGCCCGAUAUCGUUCCGAUGAACGUCGAGUUCUUUGUGGAAGACAGCUCCGAGCCCUGGGUCUUCAGUGAGCCCUUUGACUAUAUCCAUACCAAAACGACGGGCGGCUGUUGGGAAUCCUUCGAGACCCAGAUCGUGCAACAAGCUUUUGACACACUCUCUCCCGGAGGCUGGUUCGAGGCCCAGGAGUGCUGCCCUGUCCCACACUGCGAUGACGGCACGUUCAAGGCGGAUAGUGCGCUGGCCUUGUGGUUCCUUGACUUUCUCAACGCCGCUGUCGCGGCCAAACGCCCUCACGCAGAGUUUGGCUAUCUGAAAAGCAUGAUGGAGCGGGUGGGAUUCGUAGAUAUCCAUCAGAGAAUAUUCAAGGUCCCUCUCAAUGGAUGGGCCAGAGACCCAGCGCUGAAGGAGAUUGGCCAGCUGAUGGAGACGAACAUGCAGAUGGGAUUGAGUGCCUUUUCGCUAGGCCUUUUCAAUCAAGUCUAUGGACGGACGCCUGAGGAAAUUGAGGUAUCCCUUGUCGAAGUCCGACGAGAGGUGUCGGAUCCCUCGAUUCACGCAUACUUGCCUAUUUUCGUCGCUUGGGGAAGGAAGCCGUUUCCGGGGGAGCAAUCAUGA
This is a messenger RNA of Trichoderma citrinoviride, 1077 nucleotides long. Its product is annotated as S-adenosyl-L-methionine-dependent methyltransferase. The record is from RefSeq and is a predicted model, not a curated record. NCBI's taxonomy places the organism in Eukaryota, Fungi, Ascomycota, Sordariomycetes, Hypocreales, Hypocreaceae. Bases 1 to 1077 code for a protein of 358 amino acids. Gene Ontology annotation, molecular function: methyltransferase activity. The transcript is spliced from 5 exons.